Molecule: messenger RNA, 3880 nt
Organism: Lates calcarifer (barramundi perch)
Lineage: Eukaryota; Metazoa; Chordata; Actinopteri; Centropomidae
Product: dedicator of cytokinesis protein 3-like
Exons: 4
Coding region: 72-899 (275 amino acids)
Source: RefSeq, a predicted model, not a curated record
CCAGUAGUUGGAGUUUGGACAGUGGUACCAGAGAAGCCCUCCCCUUCCUCUCUGCCCACGUUGGCAGUGUCAUGGCGCCUCCUGUUCCCCCACGCAACCUGCCUCAUGGCCAACACCUGUCGAUGCACUUUGAUGCUUUCCACCACCAGGUCAGCGACCUCCCUCCAGCUCUCCCCGCGCGCUCCUUAAGAAAGUCUCCCCUGCACCCUAUACCUGCCUCGCCCACCAGUCCUCAGUCCAUCCUGGAUGGCAGUAACUCCACCUUGUCAGGCAGCGCCAGCUCUGGAGUCUCCUCCCUCAGUGAGAGCAACUUCGGGGGCCCAGCCUCCUCCUCCGACCCCCCGGCCAGCCGUACAGACACCCUGGAGUCCGUCCCCAGCAGCCAGGCCUGGACCACCGACCAAGAAGACCUCGACUCGCCUUACCAGCCCGUCAGGUACAGUGUCUCUGAGCCUGAAGUCCUGGACGGAGCGAAACCCCCACCCUGCCGCAGCUACUCCGCACCGGGAGGCGUCACCCCGGCUCAGGCCGGGGGCCAAAUCCAGCCCCAGGCACCAGGUUCAACCCCCACCGGAGCUCCACAACCACAACCACAACCACAGCAGCAGGACGGGCUGCCACACCCCCAGCACCACUACUACCACCACCACUUCCACCCACACUACAUCCCCCACCACCCGCCUCUUUACCAGCUCCACGAGCCUCCCCCCGCCCUGCCCCCCAAACCCUACCUCAGAGAGGGGUGUAUCCCUGAAGAGGACCCCCUUAACACCCAGUCUGCACCUCCACCGCCUCCUGCACCCCGGCCCAUGCCACGCAAGAUCUCCCAGCCCAUAAUCGCAGCAACCAAGGAUGAGCAAGCUAAAGUGGCGUGGGAGCACGGCAUCAGUGAGGAGUAGGACGGCGACUGAUGACCUGUAGAAACAAGCAGAAUAUGAACUCUUUUCAGAGGAGAGAAAGAAAGAGACAGAACUGAGGUUGUGUCCAAGGGAAGAAGCUGUAAAUGUGUGCACGGCAUCAGAGAGCUGACGUUUAUAGAGAACAUUAAGAAGAUGAACAGACACUUUUUGCCAUUUUUUAUGAAAGUAAUGAACUGUAAUGACUGUACAUUUUUUAAUCAGGGUACUGUUUUGUAUGCAUGUUCAUUCAAUGAAAGUUCCAACUUAAUCAGAGACUGUGAGCGAUGCACAAAGGUGAAUUACAGGAAGCACUGGAGGAAUGCUGUGCACUGAUGUCUUUAUAGUUUAGGAAACACAAACACUUCAGUCACCAAGGAUGUUAAAUCUGCCAGAUUUCAUCUGUGUGAUACGAGUGUAAAGUACUGUGAAGGAUAAUACUUUGUUUUUUGUUUUAAAAAUGUUGAACUUGUUACCACCAGCUCAGACUGUAAUCGUCCUGUAACCCACCUAACCACACGUCUCCUUUUUGUUUGAAAUGAAAAAAAAAAAGAAACUGAACUGUGAACAGCUGUUAGCUCAUCUGCUUUAACUUUGUAGCCACCGCUCCUUGUUUCUGUCACAACCAUUUGCAAAUGCUUGUUGUGUUUCACCUGAUGCUGGAUCAUAUUCUCACUAUAGCCAGACAAGAUAUUUUACAUGAUGAACUGAAACCUUUGUCAUAUGUACAUGUACAUGACUGUAACAAAGUACCUGUUAAAGGUACAGGAAACUCAGAAUCCUGGAUUUGUAACGUAAUGCAUUGUUAAAGGAGAAGGCUGGUGAUAUUCUGUUGGCGCUCACACUGUCCUGCUGCCGUAAAUACUCAAACACUCUGUUUCCUCCUGUUUGAGUAAUGUUUGCUAAAGAUACAGUGGCAAGCUGGUUUUGGAAAUUGAGCAGUUUAAAGAUGAAAUAAUAGGAACCAAUGGGAUUAGAGCUGCAAGCCACAGACAGAGAACACCAGCUUUAUCCUGCACACGUGUCAGUGGCUUUUCCAUCAGCAUUAAUAACAGUGAAGAGUGAAGAGUACUCUACUUAUUUAGUGUCGAUAGAUUCAGGUGUCUCAUGCUACCGUAGCGGUAGCUAAUGUUACCAGUGUAAAACUGGACUUUAAUUUUUCUCAAGUUUGUUUUUGUCCGUUUGGUUUUUACUUGAAUAUUAUUUUCAUCUCCUGGUUCCAUUGUUGGUUUUAAACAGAGCACUGCUCCUCGCUGUGUGUGUGUCAGCUCUGAUGUGUGACAGGAUGUGUCACUGUUGGAAAAGCCCAGAUGAUUAAUGACAUUAAUGGCGGCUGAGUUCCAUUCAUGUGUGUCAGUCCCGGGGUCCUACAUGUCUGCAUGCUGCCUCUCUGACCUGACUCAUUCAAUUGAAAGCAGCCAUCAUUAUCAUGUCAUUAGCCUCAGGUUUUUCCUGCUCUGACAAAAAGCUGCUUUGGUUUCUUGCAGGUUUAGAGCAGGAUGCUGUGACUCAGCAGCAGGUGAGUGUUUCCAAACUGACUAUUAGAAUGAUUUCUUUUUGUCCGUCCCUCUGGACACAGUGAUAGAGUUUGGAUAUUUUCAGGGUUGUUGAGGUGGAUUGAUUUGGUGUAGGAGACAGAUGUUUGGUGGGGUUCAGUUUGGGACUAAAGGAACCAUGUAUUGCCAGAAUGAUCUCUCUACAGUUCUGUGUUUGUUGUUGUAAUACUCAUUCCAGCCACAGUACUUUGAGUACUUUAUGUUUUGGAAGAACAGACUGCAGUACUAGUACUCACUGGUUUCCAGCUGUGGUGUCAUGCACUGACAGCCAUUUAAAAAUCACUUUGUGGAAGCUUCCUCUUGUUUCUAACAGUGAAAUCCGACCAAUCAGAUGCUAGAUAUUACAGACAGGUUUGAUUCAGAAUGUUAAUACUAAUGGAUGGGUUUGAAGUAGUUGCAGUUGUGUGGGGAAUCAGGACAGUUUGGUUCAUUUUGACCUUGUUUGACUUGAGAGAGAGAGAGCGGAGGACUUGUUUGGUGUGAUAUUAUGUUCCAGGCCAAUGGUCAGACAGAGUUAAAUAUAUUAAAUACACAGGCCUAAGUCCUCAUGUCUUCAGAAAACAAACAUUACAAUUAAGAUUAUGUUGAGAGAAUCAGAGCUCGUCAGUUGAGGAUAAACUAUGCAAACGUCCCUCACGAUCAGAUGCUUUUAACAUGAUGUCCAGCUGUUUGUUAAAGUUUUACUGAGGUGUUUGUGUGUGAGAGCAGGGACAUUUGCUAAAGGUUGGAACUUUAAAAAAAGUGACAAAAGCAAAGAGUCGAGACGCUUGACGUUGUAUCCAGUCUGUGAAACAGUCUGAAAAGAUUUUUGUGUCUUAGCGAUGCACAGGUUACACUGGCAGUGAGCAUGAUGUGACACUGAAACCACUGAACACCAUUCGCUUUUUUAAAUUGAGUUUUUUUGCUUUGUGUAAACGCUGCAGCUGAAAGGAGGAAUGUGAAGGGAGAGUCGAUGCUCAGUGCACAGAGGAGACGCGAUGAUUUCUGUGUACAUAAACAAGGAGAGUGUAUUUAUACUGAUCAUAAAGGGCAAACCUUGUACACAUGUAGACUGUGAUUGUCUUGCCUUGUACUUUCUGAUGUAAAACCGUUUUUAAACCUAGACAACAGCAAACAAUACGAGUUCCUUUUGUCUAAUUAUUCAGAUUAUUUCAGGGCAGCUGAGGGAGGUUUAUUAUUAUUUUGUGUAUUUUGCAUCAACGACAAAUCCAGACAGUGAGUUACUAUGAUGGUAUUCCUUUGUACAAUGAUGCUAAUAAGUAUUUCUUGUAUAUAAAAGUCUUUAUUGUGUUAGCAUGGGUAUAAACUGUGACGUGUAUGACAGUAGAUGUAAAUACUCACGUUUUUUUUCCUACUCACUAAACAAACUGCUGUGUUGUGGAUUCAUGAUUAAUGACAAACAUUAAACAAUAAUGUUUUAUUGACACA